AUGGUACUGAUGGAAGAUAUGCAAAACAAAGAUGGCCAUAAUACUGUAGAAAACAGUAGUGGUGGUACGGACAGUAAUAAUAAUAUUCAAAUGAGGCGAAUGAGGAAGACACAGCUGUCCAAGAAGGAGCUUUUUGAGAAGAGGAAAUCUGACGUGUUAAUUGCUGCCAAGUCUUUAGAUACAGAAAUUCAGAAUGUGAAAAAUUUGAAGCGAUUGUCGAUUGGUUCAAUGGAUUUGGUAAUUGACCCUGAGCUAGAGUUCAAAGUGAACAGUAGAAACUCAUAUUCUUCAGAUUCCUCAAAGGAAUCCCUUCAAGAAUCGCUCCAUGAAGAGAACAUUAUACGAUCAGAACAAAAGGAAGAACAAGGGAGCGAAGACAAUGAUGCAUAUGAAGAGGGCGAUGCUACUAAUGUCGACGACAGUAUAGAUAUCACUCAAACAGAGUAUUUGCAUGAUGAAGAAACAUUGGAGAAGGAAAAAAUCAUCCGUAAUGCUUCUUCAUCCACUUCAUCUUCAGCAAGAGUAACGUCGAGGAACAGAAGGCUCAGUGGAGUAAAGACAUUGGCUCACGAUGUUGUAUUGGAUGUGGAGAACGACCACGAUUCAAAAAUGGUUGAUUUAACUCAAAACCUUUUGUGGGUGCCCGCUGACCAACAUCCUAACGUUAAGCCCGAAAACUAUUUGGAAUUGAUCCAGGACACUUUACAAAACAUUCAAAUAAGCACAAAUCAAGACAUUGAUGAAAACAAAUUAGAACUGGGUAACAAUCAUGUAAUUUCGAAUAGAAAACGCACGGGCUCUGUAGUUAGAAGGCCUUCUCGGUUGAAGACAUCUUAUACCAAGUUUGAUGACGAACCUCCCCUUGCAGACAAACCACAAGAAGGAGAAAUACAAGUGGAUAAGCGAAUAUCCUCAUCUGACAUCAAAACCAUAAGAUCUGUAUCUUUGAAAGAAAUUACUGAAGAGCUUACUAAGAUUUCCAAUAAUGCCGGUUUAACGGACUCAGAUGCGGUGACUUUAGCCAGAAGCUUGAGCAUGUCAGGGUCAUUUACCAACGAAAGUCUUCAUUUGAACGGCAAUCACACUGAAAAUGAUAACGAAUUUGCAUCAAAUAUGUUUAAUGAAACUGGACUUACCAUACCAGAGAGAUCUUCUCUAAGGAGGUCUAAAUUCAACACAUAUAAGAUCAGACUAGAGGGUAGUAGCCUUCCACAGGCGGUAAAACUCAAUAGCCUAAUGAAUAUACAAACUAAUGACAAUCGCAGAAGUGCAUCAUCGCCUGCCUCCUACACACAAGUGCCUCAGGAGCAAGCAUCAUUGAAUGAUUUUCACGAGAUUUUCGACCAUUACAGAAGAACAAGUACUGAUUGGAGUACCGAAAAUGAGAAAUACGUUGAUAGCACCAACUACUAUUCGGAUGAAGAAGAUUUGACACAUGCAUCUAUUUCUCAAGAGAGCAGUCUUUUAUCUACAGAUAGUUCUAACAACAGCGUUUUAAUAAAGCCGCAUAACACUGGUUCGAUGAUUUCUGAAAAAUUGGAUCAGCACGUUAGCUCGAGUGAAAAAUCAAAUACCAAUAACAGCGAAGCAAAUCAUGGCUGGUCAUGGUUGAAUUCUAGCAAUGGAAGUUUGAACGCUAAUGAACAAACUUAUCAACAGCUUACAGAUGAUGAAGACGAUGAAGAAUGUGUGGACAAUGAAAAAGCUGACUUUGUUAACUUGAGUGUAUCGAGGAGAGCGAAAUCUACCAAACGUGCCUCUGAAAGAAUAAACCAUUCCAAAAAUAGACAUUCGCCAAUUUUCCAGAUACAUUCUGAAGAAGCAAAAUCCGUGGUAAUCACUCCUUCAGUCGUUUCUUCAUCUGAAUCCCAGCCAUCUAAGCCUACUGCACCGGCAGUCGUGGAGAAAAAGGUAGAACUGCCUACUGACACCCAAGCCAGUACACAUAAGAAAAAUUCCUUGGAGAAAAGGCUUGCCAAAUUAUUCAAAAGAAAACAACAUAAUGGUACCUGCAAAUCAGAUGUGAAAGUAAUCAAAAAAAGUGUUAAAAAAGAACUGAAAAAGAAGGCUUCGCAUUCGAGUUUAUCAAAAUUCAGGAAAAGUCCCAAGAAAAAGCCCCAAGAAGCGGAAGUUGAACGCCCUUCAUCCCCCACCAAAACAAUUACCACCGAAGAUAUAGAUACAGCAAGCGUCAUUGAACCAGAAGUGAGAAGUUCAAAUGCUUCCACCCUUCUUCCUGACAGCCAUACUAGCCACAGUUCUGAAUUUGUGGUGGAAACUAUAAGCGAGUUAGAUGGCGACGAUUCAUUUGAUAUUAGUGGUGGUGAUGUAAACUACGACGUCGAAGUGCACUCUAGUAUCAGUAGAGAUACGACAGCUGGACUAGAAGAGGAUAUAGGAGCAGAGAGAGAAGACAACACUUCACCUACUGCCCCUCAAAUCUCAACUUUGCCUCCAAGAAAAUUGACAUUUGAAGAUGUCGUUAAACCAGAUUACUCAAACGCUCCAAUAAAAUUCACAGACAGUGCUUUUGGAUUCCCAUUACCAAUGAUAACCAACUCUACAGUGAUUAUGUUUGACCAUCGUCUAGGAAUUAAUGUUGAAAGGGCUAUUUACAGACUCAGCCAUCUGAAGCUUAGCGAUCCCGGGAGGGAAUUAAGACAACAAGUAUUGCUAAGUAACUUCAUGUACUCCUACUUGAAUUUAGUCAAUCAUACCUUAUACAUGGAGCAGGUGGGCACUGGAGAUAUAGCCUUCAAUGGUGAUUCUGCCUUGGGAAUGAUGGACAAAAAUGAUUCUGAUGGCACAAUCUUAAUUCCAGACAUUUAA
Molecule: messenger RNA, 2829 nt
Organism: Saccharomyces cerevisiae S288C
Lineage: Eukaryota; Fungi; Ascomycota; Saccharomycetes; Saccharomycetales; Saccharomycetaceae
Gene: ZDS2
Product: Zds2p
Exons: 1
Coding region: 1-2829 (942 amino acids)
Source: RefSeq, marked reviewed